AUGUCUCGAGCACCUAAAAUCUCAGAAGCGAUCUGGGAGCGACACAAGAGCGUUAUUCGGACCUUGUAUAUUGAGGAAGACAACAGCCCCGAGAAAGUUUCCGAGGUUUUGCGGGACAAGUAUGGAUUUGCAGCAUCGCGUCAUCAGAUCAUUCGUCGGCUUGCCAGAUGGAAGUUCAAAAAGUACACGACUAAGGAGGAAUGGGUGUAUACGAGCUCACAGAUACAAAGGCGAAAAGAGCAGAACGGGAAAAAGACUGAAAUUGUUCUGAAUGGCAAAACAGUUUCGGAAAAGAAACUCAGCAAGGCCUUAGGGAGGUACGUUGGGACCUGGGACUUUGGGCCCGAGUGCCAGAGAAUUCGUCCCUGCGAAGACCUCACAACAAUCGAGAUUCACACCCCCAAGGAAGGCCAUGGCGUCAUGCCAUACUCGACGCCGUGGUUCAAGUUCUGGAAGCUUGCUGAAGAGACUGUUUUUACGAGCGCUGCUAUAGGUUUAGCAAGAUCUAAAAGCCAGAACAAUCAAGAAAAUCUUGGCAAGAUCAUGAAAUUCAUGUCCUCGGAUGAGCAAAAGUUCACCGAAGUACCCAUCUUAAUAUCACACCUGGCGACAGCCUUGCCUCGAUUUCAUGAAAACCAGCGACAUCCUGUACUAGAGGACUGCGACUCUUUGCUGCUGCAAUGGAUAUUUUACGCUGGCUCAAACAAGUUAGUCAGCGUAGAAUGCAUGCACAUAUUGUUGAAAUGGGCCAUCGACAAUAACUAUCUCCGGCUCAUCAAGGACGCCAUUGCCCUUGGUGGACUAACUGUCCAAACCGCUUCCAGAUACCUACUCCCCAGCGCUGUCGGGGCUGCAAUAGAGAUCAAUGACUGUGUCCUCGCCGAUGCACUCACAGAAGAUUGGGUUGACGUGAACAAGACACCAUACUCUUACCCGAUCUUACCAGCUCUACAAACAGCGUCACUCAACGGCAACAAUAGUCUGCUCAGAUUGCUGGUUCGGCGUGGAGGCGACAUUCAUGCUCAACCUGCAGUAAGAGGACUCACUUGCCUACAGGCUGCAGCGAUUUCAGGAAGCCAAGAACUCGUCGAGCAGCUUUUGCAAAUGGGCGCCCGAGUCGACGAUUACCAGAGUGGAAAUGACACGACCGUUCUCCAAGCGGCUGUCAUAAGUGGCAGUAUAGGGACUGUGCAGACAGUUCUUCAUGCUGGAGCAGCCGUCAACGACAGCCGAGGUGUCUGCUCUGCCCUUUACCACGCCGCUUAUGGUCAAGAUCCUGAAAUGUGUGCUUUUCUCUUACGCAAGGGCGCUUUGGUAGACCAAGAGAACAGAGACAGCCCAUUGCUUGCUGCAAUAUUUCGAGGCUCGCACGAGAUGGCCAACCUUCUCUUGGAAGCCCGAGGCAAUCCCAACAGUUGUACUCGAUUACUACAGCACAAAUGGAGCGAGUCAAGCGUGCCGCAUCUUCGUUAUGAAGAAGAAGACGAAAACGACGUACAAUUAUGGACUCCGCUAGCAGCUGCUUGUUACUGGAGUGACAUCGCCAUGAUUAAGCUGCUUUUGCAGUAUGGAGCUAAACUGCACAAAGGGACGAAAUUUUAUACUUCACCUAAGAGUGAGAAACUUAGGAGGUCUAAGCUGGCACGAUCGGGAAUCGUUGGCCAGUUGUGCAGUUCCGACGAACGUGCCAUGCGAAGUUGUUCAACAGAUGGUCGCUUUGAAUCUCCUCACAGAGGUUAG
This is a messenger RNA of Fusarium musae, 1740 nucleotides long. RefSeq lists its product as uncharacterized. NCBI's taxonomy places the organism in Eukaryota, Fungi, Ascomycota, Sordariomycetes, Hypocreales, Nectriaceae. Gene Ontology annotation, molecular function: protein binding. The record is from RefSeq and is a predicted model, not a curated record. The coding region runs from base 1 to 1740 and encodes 579 amino acids. Gene Ontology annotation, cellular component: cytoplasm; nucleus. The transcript is spliced from 6 exons.